This is a messenger RNA of Lactuca sativa (garden lettuce), 1710 nucleotides long. Its product is annotated as protein JINGUBANG. Gene Ontology annotation, molecular function: protein binding. The record is from RefSeq and is a predicted model, not a curated record. Lineage: Eukaryota; Viridiplantae; Streptophyta; Magnoliopsida; Asterales; Asteraceae.
AUCAUUUCUCACUUUCUCCCCAAACCAUAUUCAUCUUCUCCGAUUCUAAUUCCUGCAUCGAUUUCCAUUAAUUCGAUUUCAAUUCCAACAAUCUUGAUCCAUUAUUAUAUGAUUAUUGAACACGAAAACACAUAUCAUCAUAAAAAACUAACACAAUUUGGAGAUAAAAAAAAAAAAACAAUGCAUUCUGAUCGAUCAAACUUCUCCACCGCCGACGAUGACUACUCCAACGUCAACGACGAAUCCAACCGUAUGAGCGAUGAGGGUUCUCCGAUGAUGAUGUCACCAUGGAAUCAGACCCGUCCUUUUCAACCAUCUCCUUCGUCCACUUCAAGUCCCGAAAAUGCCCUCAUCGGCUCUCUGGUCCGGGAGGAAGGCCACAUUUACUCCCUUGCCGCCACCGGCGGCCUCCUUUACACCGGAUCCGACAGCAAGAAUAUCCAUGUUUGGAAGGACAUGAAGUUGUUCACCACAUUCAAAUCCAACAGUGGUCUGGUGAAGGCUAUCAUAAUCUCCGGCGACAAGAUUUUCACCGGACAUCAAGACGGAAAGGUUCGAGUUUGGAAAUCCAACAGCAAAGACCAAAAAACUCAUAAACGCAUUGGAACUUUUCCGAAAUUCUUCGACAUUCUGAAGAGCUCGAUGAAGUCCAAGAAUUACGUCGAGAUAAAACGCAAUCGUACGGCGCUCUGGAUCAAACACUGCGACGCCAUUUCCUGCCUCAGCAUCAACGAAGAAGAAGGCUUGCUUUAUUCAGGUUCAUGGGACAGAACUUUUAAGGUAUGGAAAAUGUCGAAUUCAAAAUGUCUAGAGUCUGUGAAGGCGCACGAAGACGCUGUGAACUCCGUCGUUUCCACCGUCGACAGCCUGGUGUUCACCGGAUCGGCGGAGGGGUCGGUGAAGGUGUGGAAGCGAGAAGGGAAGGGGAAGAACAUGAAGCAUAUGUACGUGAAGACGCUAUUGGAACAAGAAUGCGCGGUGAACGCGUUGGCUUGGUCAAAACCGGGUUCCGUCGUCUACUGCGGGUCGUCGGACGGGGUGGUGAACUUCUGGGAGAAAGAAAACCAGUUUUCACACGGCGGCGUUAUGAAGGGGCAUAAAUUAGCGGUUCUUUGCCUUGCGGUUGUCGGGAACUUGGUGUUUAGUGGAUCAGCUGAUAAAACGAUAUGCGUGUGGCGGAGGGAAGUGGCGCAACACACAUGUUUGUCGGUUCUGACGGGGCACACCGGACCGGUGAAAUGUGUGGCGGUGGAAAGGGAGGCGGAGUCGAGCGCCGCCUAUGGGAAAUGGGUGGUGUAUAGUGGUAGUUUGGAUAAAUCGGUGAAAGUAUGGAGCGUGUCGGAGCAAUCGCCGGCGACGACGCAGAAUGGGAAAGGUUCCUGGGAUUAGAUAUCGCCGGCGAGCUUUUGACGGAGGGUUUUAUAAGUUGUGGGUCCCGAUGAGAUUUGUUGUUUUUGAUUGGUUCGUAUAAUUCCCACUUUGAUUUGAACGGUGGGGAUUGGUUUUCAGAUGUGGGGCCUGAUUGUAAAUUAAUUAUAUAUUUGAUAGGGAUGAUAAAAUUGCAAAAGAAAACAAAAGAAGAGAAGGAAUGACGUUUUUAUGUCUCUAUUAUUAUUUUUAUUUUAUGAUGAUAACUCACGUGACAUUUCUAUUACUUUAUUCCAUAGGAAUAUUUGAUGACGACCCUUGUUCAUCUUAUGUUUUGUGAAU